CCAUCGGUGUUUUGCCAGCUCUAUGUUGUUUUUUUGGUCGCGGCUGUUUGACGUUUCUUCUGUGCGUUUUGUUUAUAAUAUAUAAAAUCCGACAUUAUAGCUAACGAGACUUCGUGCGCAACAACCACUACGGUAAAUACAAAAACCGUGAACGCACGACCAAAUAGAAUUCGAUUGCCUUUGCGGCCGCGAAAUUCUGAUGACGUCGCCGUCUUAUAGGGCGUAAAAGCAAAAGCAAACAAACGAGAAAAAGCGAAACGUGUAAACGGCGUAGAAGCGAUAAACGCGAAUCAAAUACGCAGCAGAUGAAAUACAACAAAAAAGGUCACGAGAAUAAUUGUUCAUAUUUUGGCAUAUUUUUGCAAGUGUUAACGCCAGUGCUAGUGCUUGUGUGUGUUUGAAAGAAAUAAACCAAUCGAACAGUAAAUGCAGCGCCGCAAAAAUGAGCAACCUGACGCUAAACAACAUGGUCAACGUAACGCAGCAGGACCUACACGAUCUAUUGGAAACUUUCGAAAAAAAGUCCUUCGAGGCGGUGGCCUUUGAGGAAGGAACGGCGGAGUACGACAUCUCCAAGAAAUGCGAAUACCUGUUUAAACUCGACUACAGCCUCAUCGAGUUGGACAACACGAAUGGUCUGCUCAGUCCCCGCUAUCCUGGCCGAAUACUCAUCCCAGAAUGUGAGCACGGGCACAUGGCCAAGACGCUGGUACCGGGAAACGGACUGUUUGGGCCAGCAGGCGGGGGAUUGGGAGGAGGCUCCUCUGGAACAACGGCUUCGGCCACACCGCUCAACAGCAGUGCAGGAAGCACCGGUAGCGAGGGUGUGGGCAUCCAGGCCUUCGUCACCUUUGCCAAUCCUGUCCAGACCCAACAGCAACAGCAACCUCUCCAGCAGCAAUACCCCAUGCAGCAGUCGCAUCCCCUCCAUCAGCAAUAUCCCUCCCAGCAGUCGCAUCCCCUCCAGCAGCAGCAACAGCAGUCAUCGCAACAGCCACCCCAGAACACAAUAUAUGAGGACCAGUACGAUAUCCAAAGGAUGCGGGAGUUGGUCACGAUGGCCAAGUACGCGAGAUGUCGGCAAAGAUUCGCCGUGCCCGUGAUCAUGUACCGCGGAAAGUACAUCUGCCGGUCGGCCACGUUAUCUGUAAUGCCGGAAACGUACGGCCGGAAGGUGGUGGACUACGCGUACGACUGUCUUAGUGGCGGCAAUUAUACGGCGCCAAACGGCGAGGAGAACGAUGCGGACUCCACGGAUGAGUCGCUCAUCACCCACAUGCACGACCAGGCGCAGUCGCAAUUCAGCUACGACGAGGUCAUCAAAAGCGACAUCCAACUACUCCACACACUCAACGUCUCCACCAUUGUGGACCUCAUGGUGGAGAACCGCAAGAUCAAAUACUUCAUGGCCGUUUCCUCAUCGGAGAAGGCGGAUCCGAACAAGCAUUACAAAAGCUUUAACCUGCUAUCCCUGCCGUAUCCGGGCUGUGAGUUCUUCAAAAAGUUCCGGGACAACAACUACAUGGCGCGCAACCUGCACUACAACUGGAAGCAGUCGUUCAACGAUGCGAAUAUCAACAUUCCCAAUAUGGGACCCGCAGCGGACAUCGAUGUGGUGUGGCCGGAGUACCGAGAUUGGGAUCUGGUGGCCAUAACCCAAAACUACUUGAGGGCCACGCUGAAGUACGUGCAGGAGGAGAGCUCUGGAAUUCUGAUUCACUGCAUUAGCGGCUGGGAUCGUACUCCGUUGUUUGUGUCCCUGGUUAGGUUGUCACUGUGGGCCGAUGGGCUCAUCCACCAGUCGCUGAACGCCAUGCAGAUGGCGUACUUUACACUGGCGUACGAUUGGUAUUUGUUCGGCCACCAACUACCGGAUCGCCUUACGGGGGAGGACAUCAUGUUCUUUUGCUUCCAUGUGCUCAAGUUUAUCACGGACGAGGAGUACAGCAUCGUGGAGCAUCGGAAACGCACCAAGACAUCAAGCAGCAGCGGCAGUAGUGUCAUUGUAAUCAAAUCCGACUGCUGCGACGAUGAACCGCUCAAGGAAGACUACAUCCUGGCCUUCGAUCAAGAUAGCAACGACAGCUACUCAAACUGUUCCAACUGUGAUAUGUCUAUAACAGAUAACUUCUAUGCCACCACGCCAGCGCAAGUCAAUCCGCUGACCAGCAGGUCGCCCAAUCCAAAGCGAUCAAGAACUAGCCCAAUUUCAGUGCCCGGUUCGAAUGCCCGGCAAAGACAGGAGUCCACGUCCUCGAAUGGCAGCUGGCAGGUGGUCACCGAUACGGGCUCCAUUGACUCCAUGAUGAACGGGAGCUACAUGAUGCGGUUCGUGGCCCAACAGGCGGCAGACGGUGGCGGCUCCUCGAACAUUCCUCUAUACAAUGGCGGCAACGGCUACCACUGCAGCACUAACACAGCAUCCAGCGGCAGUGGAAGCGGAAGUGGAAGUGGAAGCAGCAUCAGCAAUGGCAGCUCAACGCACGGUUUCGCAAAUGGUUCCUCCAAAGACGUGGGCGGCAGCACUAUGGCCACUAAGCAAUGCAUUAACUUACGAAAGCAACGCUUAAAUGCAGUGCGCGCCAUCUUCAUACAAGCCUACGGCAAAACGAUUGGACUGAAAUUCAAGGAAGGAUCUUCCAUGAACCUGGCCACGUUCAUUGGCAACUUGGCGGACCAAUUGUUUUGAGAAAGCCACAGCAACAAUGAACGAUUGUUAGUUUUUUACCCACAUUGUUUGUUCUUUGUUAAGUGCUGCGCUUUCCACCAACGACUGUAUUUCAUAUAGACCUGUUGAAUUGCGUUCUUUAGUGACUGUUGACGAUUGUGUAAUGUAAAGGCUAGCUGAUUCUAAUUAAGCAUCGAACGAAGCCGGCGGCUCCUAGACAACGUGCAUGGUACAACGUCUGUCGUCCUCUUGUCCUGGUUAAUUCGCUCUCCAGUUAUAAAGAUUCUCCCGAUCCCCGCGCCUUUGUUUAGUUGUUAGUUCUUCGAGAAUGCAAAGCAAGCGAAUUACAAAAUGCGAUUUGGAUUAUACAAUAGCCUUAAGUUGUAAUUUAUAGUAAUGUAUUUUUUAAUAAACUUAUGUGCAUUUGAUACGAAA
Molecule: messenger RNA, 3103 nt
Organism: Drosophila ficusphila
Lineage: Eukaryota; Metazoa; Arthropoda; Insecta; Diptera; Drosophilidae
Gene: EDTP
Product: myotubularin-related protein 14
Biological process (GO): dephosphorylation
Molecular function (GO): phosphatidylinositol-3-phosphate phosphatase activity
Source: RefSeq, a predicted model, not a curated record